AUGAAGCAAUUAUAUUAUUUGUUUAUUGUCCUCCUCUCUGUGCUGUAUAUUUUAUACUGUAAGGUUGAUGGUUGCAAUACUGAUUAUGGUGGCUAUCCAGGAACCAAUCGAGCUGGAGGUACGAGUGGUACUAGCAAUUGUGAUGAUAAUGAUGGGGACUUUGAUGGUGGACAAGAUCAAUGUGGUGGUGGUGAUGCAAAUGGGAAUUAUGGUGGAGGAAAUACUGGUAGUUCUGGCUGUGCGGGUGGGGGCGGAGGCGGUGGCGGGGUUGGAGGAGGGUCAGGUGGAUUUGGAAGUGGUUUUGGUUUUGGAGGUGGCAGCUAUGGAGGAGGAGGAGGAGGGGGCGGCGGCGGUGGCGGCAGUGGUGGAGUUGGAAGUGGCGGUGGAGGUGAAUGCGAUCAGGGUCAAGGAUAUAAACUGCUGCGCGACACUGCCGUACAGGUGGUGUACAUGCAAAAUGUGAGUUCAGAUAUUGUCUGA
Dovyalis caffra is the source of this 480-nucleotide messenger RNA. The record is from the annotation of a GenBank genome assembly. NCBI's taxonomy places the organism in Eukaryota, Viridiplantae, Streptophyta, Magnoliopsida, Malpighiales, Salicaceae.